Messenger RNA from Harpegnathos saltator (Jerdon's jumping ant), 6563 nucleotides. Its product is annotated as Suppressor of variegation 3-9. The record is from RefSeq and is a predicted model, not a curated record. The transcript is spliced from 3 exons. The coding region runs from base 989 to 2887 and encodes 632 amino acids. Gene Ontology annotation, cellular component: nucleus. Gene Ontology annotation, molecular function: zinc ion binding; protein binding; histone H3K9 methyltransferase activity. Lineage: Eukaryota; Metazoa; Arthropoda; Insecta; Hymenoptera; Formicidae.
GUAUGUGCAUAUAAAAAGAGAAGAAAAGAGUGGAAAGGUAAGUGUAAUUUCAAACGUAUGGCAAUUGAAAGCUAAUAAUAUUUUGAGGGAAGCUGUGCGAUAAUGCAAGGUAUGGGUUAAAAUUGACCAGUACGAUUGUGUGUUAAGGUGAAGCGCGUAACACGUGGUGUCACACUCUUCAUCUUGCGACGUGACGGAAUGUAUCGUAUGAUCUAUUUGAAUCGCGCAACAUGUGUAUACAUCUCCCAAAAGUGUAUUCGCGAUUUGCCGUAUUACACGGCUCUGCUACGAACCCAAGCGUACGUUGGCGCGACAUAGCUUUGCUCGUGACUCGUGCACAGAGCGCUUACGACGCUUCUGCCUGCGGCGUUGGGUGUUUUAUGUCGCAUAGAAACUUGUAAUUAAACGUUUAGCACUGUCAAAUAUGGAUGUCUCGUGUGUGACAUUUGAAGCACGAAUGCGUGCGUCUUUGUGUCUUUAAUCUCGCGUCGCAGUCCGCGAAAAACUGUAAACAAUGAAACGACACGACCGAGGUGUGCUUUAAUAAACAAGUAUACAAUGUGAAAGAAUGUACAGUACGAAAGAGCAAACCGAUCUCUUCCUUGCAAGUCGUAAUCAUGGAGACUGCGAGCAGGACAAAUCUCCGGAUGUCUUUCCGGAAGCGAUCCAAAAUUAGCACAAUGUCCACGUAUCCGUUAAGUCUAAACCGAUAAUCACGAGCACGGGCGAAGCAUUCCGGGGUCCUACACUGUUACUAGUACACUUGUUCGGUGUCGAUCUCGAACGUGCAAAAAAAAAAUGAACGAAAGAAGUGUCGAAGUGAAAAGAGGAGACAAAAGUGCGACGCUAAGCCGACCGGAAAAAAAAAGCUGGGCGAGAGAAAUAGGGGAGAGUGGUCGUACGAGUAGAGAAAGAAAAGCAAAGAUAACGCAAAAAAAAAAUGAUACAAAGCGGGAUAUAUGACCGACAGGGAAAUGACGCACUUUAAAUGUUUGGCAUUGCAGACUCGGCGGACGGUAGCAGCGGCGAAAAGGCAGAUAAAUCAGGCGACAAAAGCGCAAUGCCGGCCGUUUACCGAAAACGACACCUCUCCCCAGGAAGCAUUGAUAGAUUGCCGCCGUUCGCCAAGCAGCCCAAAUUCGAUGAGAGUCACAACGCGUCUCGACGACUGGACGGCGUGUCGUCGUUGUCGUUGUCGUCAUCAUCCUCGUCGUUGUCGUCGUCGUCGUCGUCGUCGUCGUCGUCGUCGUCGUCGUCGUCGUCGUCGUCGUCGUCGUCGUCGUCGUCAUCGUCGUCGUCGUCGUCGUCAUCGUCAUCGUCAUCGUCAUCGUCAUUAUCCUUGUCUCUGAACAAGUCGAUAGACACCGGCAGCGACGGCAGGCAAUCGGACGCGGAGUUGUCGUCCGAUGGUCGGCUGUCCGUGCGCGAGGACGGCUACCUGCGCGACCUGGAACUGAAAGAGGCGCGGGUGUUGCUGCAUGACAUCAAGUACAGCAUAGAGCGCCAAGACGAGGUGACGGCAAUGACGACGACAACGACGACGGCGACGAUGACAGCGACGACGAAGAAGAAACGAGCGGCCAAGAAGAAGUCGAGGGAGCUCUGGGAAGUGGAGAGGAUCUUGCAGAAGCGCGAACAGCGCGGCGACAAGGAACCGCUCUACCUGAUCAAGUGGAAGAACUGGGACUCCGCAUACAAUACGUGGGAGCCGCGACACAACCUCACUAACUGCGAAGACCUGCUGAGCGAGUUCGAGAAGAGCCUGCAGAAGCUGAUCGAACAGUUCAAGAGACGGGAGAGUUACUACCCGGACGCGUACGACGCCGAGCGCCUGUUGGCCGAGCUGCAGUGCCAAGGUGUCUCGAUCAACAAUGUCGACGCCAUGUCUGCAAACGAAUCCGACUGCCUUUACAGCAGCAUCCGCUCGUACCUGAAAAGCUCGCGCCAUCAGCAGAACAGCAUAAAGAUCAAACGACAGAUCCUGCAUAUGCUGCUGCGCGAGUUGCGACUCGACCAGCUGGAGUCGCUGCAGGAAUGGGAGAACGAGAUGAACUGUAUCGCGAAGCGCAAGCCGGCGAUACAGGUGGAGAAUCUGGUGGAUCUGGAGGGCGCGCCGCAGGAUUUCUUCUAUAUCGACAACUACCUGCCAGGCACGGGUGUCAUAAUACCGGACGAUCCGCCGAUCGGCUGUGAGUGCAACGUCUGUGAGGCCAAGUCGAGCUGCUGCUUCGCGCAGAACGGCCAGUCGUUGCCGUACACGUCGGCCGGCCGAGUGCGUGUGCCGCCUGGCACGCCCAUUUACGAGUGUAACAAACGCUGUACUUGCAACUCCAGCUGCCCGAACCGCGUGGUGCAGCGCGGCACCGGCACUCAGCUGUGCAUCUUCCGCACGGACAACGGCCGCGGCUGGGGCGUGAAGACACUACGGGCGAUUAAGAAAGGCACUUUCGUCGUGCACUACGUGGGCGAGGUGAUCAGCAACGAGGAGGCGGAGAGACGCGGCAAGCAGUACGACAUGACCGGCCGGACGUACCUUUUUGACCUCGACUACAACGAGACCGACGGCCAGUGCCCCUACACGGUGGACGCCGCCAUAUACGGCAACGUCUCGCACUUCAUCAACCACUCAUGCGAUCCGAACCUCGCGGUCUACGCCAUCUGGAUCAACUGCUUGGACCCGAACCUGCCGAAUCUAGCGCUCUUCGCCAUCAAAGACAUCAAGCAGAACGAGGAGCUCACCUUCGACUAUACGUGCCAGUCAUCGCGCGCCAACGGGAAGAUGAAGCAACAACCACACGACGACGAGACGGACGCCACCAACGCCGUCGCCAAGAACAAGACUCUCUGCAAAUGCGGCGCCGCCACGUGCCGGCGGUAUCUUUUUUAAGGGGAGCUGUUCGCUCAGAUGUGCUUCUUUUCCUCCUCUCUCCUACUUUUCUCCUUCAUCAUCUUUAUCCUUUUUUUCUUCCUCUUCUUCUUCUUCUUUUUUUUUUUCAUUUUUCUUCUUCCUGUUCUUUUUUCUUCGGAAGGUAACUCUCAUCGAUCAGAAUAGACACCUAUCGACCUCCCGACUUUCCACGAUUCGCGACUGAAUGAACUAGUAGUUUCUCCGAUUGCCUUCAUCGACGAUUGGCCGAUGGCUCAUCAACCUGGUCGACCUCCUGGCUACUCGAGAGAAGUAACGAGAGAAACGAAGGCAUUCACGAGCGUAGACUAAGAGCACUCUAUGAAAUGUUGUUGCUGUUGCAUCUUGUCACGAUGUUGUUUUAUCACAUAACCGCGAACUUUACGAUCACUCAUUCUCAAUUUUAUUUGUUAAGAAGAUAGAAUGACCCCCCUAGGUGCAAUAGAAUGUGAAAAUAAUCAAAACUACAUACAGAGAUUCUUAUCUUAUGGUCGGGUCAUGGAUCGAAUGAAUGAGAUUUUAAAGGACGCGAGCCGUCCGUUUUUCCGCGGUAAGACCUUGGAGACUGAGUGAGAAACCGCUGGCGCGACUCACUUGCGACGGGAGAUGCAAACGAAGAACCGAUGGGAAGUUGGUAGGAUUUUUCUCAGACAUAUCGGAGGUUGCUACGGAAUGAAGAAUGCGACGAAACACACACACACACACACACACAUACAUAUGAAUGCACACACAUACACGUGUUGCAUGGCUUGAGUUUUAAUAUUAUAUCGUUUAUUUUUAUAUACUUAGCCGAUCGUAGAAGAUGCAACACCAGGUGUCGUCGAGCAUAAAACUGAAUUCACUUUCUUGUGUAACACAGUAGAAUGUAUAUCGACCUUGGCAUAUAGAGUUUAUAAAAAUACGUACGUGUCUAUGAAAAUACAGCAACACUUGUUCACUACUUUCACGUGAGAACGCGAGCUACAUUUCGACUCGUCUCACGCACGAACUCGCGCGGUCUCAGUUGUGAGAUUUUCACAACGUUUCUCGGGAGAUUCAGCCGUAAGAUGCUGAAGUGAACUUACGAUUAUUAAAGUACCGUGGCACACAACAAGGGUUCUCCUAGGAUCGAUGACGUUUGAUCAGGUAAGGGAAGGACAGGUCGAAUACGGGCCUUCCUUGAUCGAGCAUCUGAGUCUUUGGUUUCUUGUCGUGUGGGACAUUCCUUAUCUUGGACAUUAGACGACUAGGCUCGAAACGGAGGAGAAAGCGAAAAAAGAAAGACAAAAAAAAACAACAAACACUACGAUAUGCACAAGUACAAAUACAACAGCUUGAAGUCUACGCCUUAGUAAUCGUAAGAUGUCGAGGGAGAUUGCGACUUUGAGAUCGUCCUAUAUGUACAUGAAGAAGUUUAUAUACAAGGUGUUACCGAAGGAUGAUUCAAAACUACAAAGACUUGUAAUAUUCACUGAAUUGAAUAAAGGAAAUUGCUUAGUUGGCAUGGAUUCGCAGAUUAAUCUGUGUCAUCGCAGAUUACACGGAAUUGUUUUGUCAUUUUAUUAUUUUAGCCAAUUCGGCAUUGUCUUGGCUGAGAACCGCACUUCAGACCGCAGACGAGUGCGCUAAAAUGUCCAGAGGAAGAGGAAAGUUUAACUCCGUCUGAAUCCGGAGAUCGGGCAGAAUCGGAUCUGAUUAUUUUUCUCUGGGGAUGUACACAACUUUAAUGCAUUAACGACUGCGCGGGUAGAGGAGGAAGGGGGACGGCAAACUGCGGAGCUCUUGAAGAGAACACAAAAGUGUGAUAAACACGAGAGACAUGUCGAAUGUGUAUUUGAAUGAAUGCAGGGGGGAGGAAAAUAGAAUACAACAAAAUCGUAAAAUGACAAAACGAUCCCUCGUAAUUUGCGACAAUCCUCUGUGUUCCUGCGACGCAGGAGAUCAUGGCUCGCCCUGGAAGAAGCGGCUGAGUGUUUUCUAUUCAGUUUGACGAGUAUCCCAAGUUCAUAAACUUUUGAAGCACCUUCUAAUGACGCCCUGCGUAUCCGAUGCAUUAGGGAACGAUACUUGGAUACUAUCGCGUAACACGUUAUGUUUUUAUAUGUUAUAAUAACGUAUUAUAGGAACGUAUCUGUUCAGCCUCAGCUCGCCACCUGGAGCGGGGCCACUUGGUGGAUACCGGUGGAGACAAUUGGGGCUCUCACGAAGAUAUUUAUAGAGCGAAGCGACAAAGAAUCGGUGAUAUCGCAUUUCGACAUACGUUACUCGCGUGAGAGCGUCCUAUUUUUGAAACGCCGAGGAAAACGAACGAAAAUAUUACAUCUUUAUCUUCCUGGGCAGCGUGUUGAUUGUUUUUACGUGGCGCGUCAAUUGGACAGAACACCGAGCGCUGACUGGAGGGAGAUCUUCAUCAGGAAUAUCCUCGGGGUCGGCAGGACUAUAGCAGAGCGCGGGGGUUUACAUCUGACGUGCCAAAUAGCUCUUCACGCGUGAAGAGUGACUUUCCUAGAGAGAGUGUCACGAGUGAAGAAAAAAGAGCGUGUGAAGAAUGUUGAGCACUUGUCAACGAUGUAUGUUUAUACGCAUGAUCACUUGGGAAGAGCAGCGUGCGAUCAAAUCUUCUCAAGACUGCAAGAGGGAGAAAUGUCUCACCGAAUGAAAGGCUUAUCAGCGAUGUACAUGUGUGUAAUAUCAAAAUGUGUCGGCGAGAUUUUUAAUAUCUGACCGGAUGCCGGAGCGUCGAUUUACCGAUUUCAAACGUCAAGUAUAAAAUGUACCAAGACGUCGACCAUCUGCUCUUUUCCUUCUUUUUUUGUUCCUUUUUUUUUUGUUCUAUUUUCUUUUGUCAUUAUAUUGAGCAAUUAUUUAUAUGUUUUGCUUGUAGAGUAAAGCGCUUUUUACAAAUAUAGUAAUUUCAUGGGUUAUGAUUGUUGUACCGAAUAACAGCGUCGGACAGCCUCUUAUUAAUUAUUAUUGCAGUACUAAACAGUUGUAAAUAUUAUGUGCUGCAUGCAAUCUGUUUUUCUUUUUUUUUUUUUUUUCUUUCCAUGUUGAAGCGAUUGUAUUCUUGAUCAUGUUGAAAUGCAAAAAGUUGAUGCGAAUUUGUAUACAGAAAGUUGGGAUUAACCCUGGAUUAACUUGAAGGAAUGGCGUUUUGGAAAAAAAAAACAAUGCUAAAUGCAAAAGUCUUAGGGUUCGGAAACGAGCAUCUAGUGGUGAUUUUGAACUUUGCAAAGGUCAUGAAGUUGACAAAAGUUAGGACAUUAUUGUAACAGCAUAUUCUUGAGACCUAGAAAUAGAGUAAAACAGUGUAGUAUCGCUUUUUCUUCCGACAAAUAGCGAAAUAUCGUAAAGUAAAUAUUGAAAAAGUUGCAAAGUUUCCCUCAUUUUAUUUUAUAAAGGCAAAUAAAAAAACGUUUCAAACAAAAGUUGCUCGAAUUAAUUGGUGGAAAAAGAUGAUAAUAGGAAAUAAUAAGAAAUGGGGAUUUCCAUUUAUGAUUUUAAGCUUGUCCCUGACUUGAUCUCUAAGCUUGAUCCCUAGGUCAAGUUCAGGUUCACCACUAAAAUGCCCAUUUCCAAACUCUAAAACUUUUGUAUCAUAUAUACACAGGGUAUACCAGAAAGAUGCGAAUCCCGGGUUAACUUGAAGGGAUGACGUUUCUGAAAAAAAAAAAAAAAA